AUGGUCUCGUUCAGCGGAGGAAGUCUAUCAGGCCCUCGUAUACAAGGACGACUUCUGCCAGGCGGCGCAAACUGGCUCACUUCGUCUAAUGAUCUGGCAGUUGGCACGCGCACUUUCCUGCUUGACACACGAGACGUUAUAGAGACCGACGACGGUGCCAUCAUCUGCCAACAGAUAAACGGCGUACGGAUCGGACAGAGCGAUGUGCUCGAUUUGCUAUCAACAGAUGCUAGCAUACCCGCCGCCGUCUUGAUUGCUACUGCUGGUCGUACUAUCUCGCCGUCAGGCCAGGACGUGGUGAUAUACGACGCCAAUCUCGUUACAUGA
Molecule: messenger RNA, 327 nt
Organism: Mixia osmundae IAM 14324
Lineage: Eukaryota; Fungi; Basidiomycota; Mixiomycetes; Mixiales; Mixiaceae
Exons: 3
Coding region: 1-327 (108 amino acids)
Source: RefSeq, a predicted model, not a curated record